Molecule: messenger RNA, 1879 nt
Organism: Pogonomyrmex barbatus (red harvester ant)
Lineage: Eukaryota; Metazoa; Arthropoda; Insecta; Hymenoptera; Formicidae
Gene: Arp8
Product: Actin-related protein 8
Source: RefSeq, a predicted model, not a curated record
UAUACAUAUGUAAUAUCGUGUAUUAUAUAGUUAUUUUAAAAAGAAAGACUCUUCUUCGUAUAUAUGAGAAGAACAAAAACACGAAGAAAUUUUGAUUAUUAUUGCAAUAUCGAAUGUCAACGAAAAUGCCAGUUUAUCAAGAAGCUGAACAAAUCCAAGCACAAACCAUUAUUGUUAUUCAUCCAGGUUCUAUGUAUCUUCGCAUGGGUCGUGCUUCUGACUUAAAACCUAUUACAUUACUACAUGCUGUGGCGAGAAGACGUUUAGCAAAUGGAACAAAAUAUAAGGAUACUCUCUUGCCUCCAACUGUAACACUAACAAAAGAGUUAACACAAGCAAUGGAAGAAUCUCGGCUGCAAGUAUCACAUACUUUACAAUCCUGUUUGCAAUCUGAUGGAAGCCGAAGAUAUGCGACUCCACCUCAACAGAUAGCAGCUUUUAAUCGCAGAUCUAGUCCGGAAAUUUCUUCUCCUAGCAACAUGAAAUGGACAACGACUGAUCGUGAUAUAAUCGUUGGUGAUGAUAUCUUGUCGUUAGAUCCUGAAGAAGAAACCAAUUUUAAUAUUCAUUUUCCAUAUAAAAGAGGAGAGCUUAAUAUACAUUCGGGACCAGGUGGCAGCAUAACGGCUGUUAUGGCAGAUUUAAAAACCAUCUGGGAAUAUGUAUUGACUGAGAAGCUGGAUAUUCCUCUUAGAGAUCUGAAGCAUUAUCGCGCAGUGCUCGUUAUACCUGAUAUUUAUCACCGACCAUAUUUAAAAGAAUUAACAACGCUCUUGCUGGAUGAGAUUGGUUUUGGUCGCUGUAUUCUACUGCAAGAUCAUGUAGGUGCAAUGUUUGGAGCAGGAUUGGGUUAUGCAUGUAUCGUAGAUGUUGGAGCUCAGAAAAUAUCGGUAUCAUGCGUGGAAGAUGCGAUUUCUCACAAGGAUACACGUGUGCGUAUGGAUUAUGGUGGUGCAGAUGUCACACAGACUUUCUUCUGGCUUUUGCAAAAAUCUGCAUUUCCGUAUAAAUCGUGUGAUCCUAUUAAUAAAUUAGAUGCGCUGCUCUUAGAUCAGCUGAAGAUAGAUUUUUGUCACGUGGAUUUAAAUGUAUGCGGCUCACAAGAAAAAACCUUUGUCGUCGCAAAGCCCAAACAACAAACGGAAACGUAUACUAUACAAGUGGGCGAUGAAUGUUUAAUAGCACCUUUAAGCUUAUUUCAACCUGAACUAUUCAGAAUUACUGGAACGCAUAAUGUUCACGUUCAAAAGCGAUCAUUAGGAGACCCAGAAGACCCUUAUGAUGAGAACUAUUUAAGAGAAACGAGUAGACGUGGGAUGAAAGAAACUCUGGAUCAUUCGUCAGAGAUACAAGAGGAGACGGCGACUGUACCCGCAGCUGCAGGUGAUGAUGAGGUCGUAGUUGAUGCCGUUGGUGAUUCUGCGCCUAGUUUGUUGAAUCGUGAUUUAGAUGCUCCUCGAGAUUUUGUAGUCCCACAACAAUUAUUAGGUCUUGAUCAAGCCAUAUUACAAAGCAUCGAGCGAUGUUCUAACGAAGAUCUCAAGAGAAAAAUGUACAGCUGUGUGUUAGUCGUUGGAUCGGGUUUGAAGUUUAAAGGUAUCGGUAUGUGGCUUCGCAACCGAAUAUCCCUUCAAAUUCCUUACAUGUAUAGGCCCGAACAACUAGAUAUCAUAACACAACCAAAGGAUAUGGAUCCUGGUAUGACGACAUGGAAAGGUGCAGGAAUUCUAAGUUGUUUAGAAUCUGCCCAGGAAUUAUGGAUUGCUCGAACCGAAUGGCAUCGCUGGGGCGUUAGGAUUUUAAGGGAAAGAUCUCCUUUCUUAUGGUAAAAAAUAUUUAUAUUAUUGUAUAAUUAUGGCUUUAACAAAUAUCAAAUAAA